Molecule: messenger RNA, 1140 nt
Organism: Penicillium hordei
Lineage: Eukaryota; Fungi; Ascomycota; Eurotiomycetes; Eurotiales; Aspergillaceae
Exons: 6
Coding region: 1-1140 (379 amino acids)
Source: RefSeq, a predicted model, not a curated record
AUGGAUGGGUUUAAUACCGAAGCAUUCACUUUGUUGGGGGUAGCCAUUGUCAUCAUUGGCCUACGAACGACCGCAAGAUGGAUUAUGGUUGGCCCAAGAGGGUUCCAAGCUGAUGAUUAUCUAAUGAUAGUGGCAUGUGUGGUGUAUGGGCUGGAAACCGGUGCUGCGUACAUGGUCGGCGCGUGGUUCAUGGGCCUUGCCAAUAAUUCGAUGACGGAUGAACAACGAAAAAGUUUGUCGCCUGAUUCGGAAGAGUAUCGUUUGCGUGUGGGUGGCUCCAAGGUCCAGGUCGCCGGCUGGUCAUUAUACACUCUGUUAUUAUGGUUGCUGAAAACAUGCAUGGCCAUUUUCUACUCUCGAUUGACUGCAGGCUUAGUGAAUAUGCGAAUCCGAAUCCACAUCGCCUACGUUCUGAUCGCCAUAACGUAUAUUGCUACAAUCUGCUCGAUUCUCUUCGGAUGUCAUCCAAUGGAGAAAAAUUGGCAAAUAGACCCAAACCCUGGGAAUUACUGUCAGCCCGCCGUGUCCAAGAUCGACAUCUAUGUCACUGUGGUACUUAAUGUCGCGACCGACCUCUAUCUGCUUAGUAUUCCAGCUCCGAUGCUUGUCAAAGCGCGACUAAAAUGGCGGGAAAAACUCGAGCUCCUGAUUCUUUUCAGCGGUGGUUUAUUUGUGAUGAUGGCUGGUAUUCUGCGUUGUGUCCUCAUCUUAACAGCUGGUGCAAAUGGGGCUCAACAAGCUGGCAGCUGGGCCUGCCGCGAGACUUUUGUCGCCGUCGUCAUCGGAAAUAUUCCCAUGAUAUACCCGUUGGUAAGACGGUUCACAAAGCGUGCUGGUCUAUACAUUUCAUCAAAGGGUGGCUCAGAGAGCUACCCUGGAUACCCUCUAUCAGAUGCCGACACUGGCGGCGGCGGGUAUUCCAGACGCAAGAAGUUCCGCCAUCCGCUAUCGAUUCCUGCAGACACCCAAUGGAAUACAAUCAGCGACGAGCAAAUGAUCUUACCUACCUCACGACAACAACCGCCCACAUGCACCGCUGGCGACGGCGACUGGGAUUCCCACAGCCAAGGUAGCCAGAAUGGAAUAAAGGUUGUCCAUGAAACAAUUAUUCACAGCACCGAGAAGUCUCCUCGGCUAUAG